This is a messenger RNA of Lineus longissimus, 8129 nucleotides long. Its product is annotated as metabotropic glutamate receptor 1-like. The transcript is spliced from 10 exons. Gene Ontology annotation, molecular function: adenylate cyclase inhibiting G protein-coupled glutamate receptor activity; G protein-coupled receptor activity involved in regulation of postsynaptic membrane potential. NCBI's taxonomy places the organism in Eukaryota, Metazoa, Nemertea, Pilidiophora, Heteronemertea, Lineidae. The record is from RefSeq and is a predicted model, not a curated record. Gene Ontology annotation, biological process: G protein-coupled glutamate receptor signaling pathway; regulation of synaptic transmission, glutamatergic. The coding region runs from base 882 to 4886 and encodes 1334 amino acids. Gene Ontology annotation, cellular component: postsynaptic density membrane; plasma membrane.
UUUGCUAACGUCACACACUGCGAUUCAUCUGUUGGGCGCUCACCGAAAGGAAAUAAUAUUGACACAGCAUCUCGACUACCGUAAUUAGAUGGUCCCAAACAUGGCACGUCUAUCUAAUGAACACCUGAUGAAGUAAUACUCAUAAAGGAGCAGCCUGUCUGAAGAAAUCGAGGAGAUUUGGGCUGGCGUUGUGUCUAUGUGUAUCGAUCAUCUACUGGUAGAGAGAUACAUCGCCCGCGGAGUCAUUAGAGUAUCGCGAUGUGAUGCUGACUGACUCCACUCGCGAAUCUCAGUGUGGCGAGGGCGAUGGUUGUGGCUAACACACAGCGGAUUCUGACUGGAAAAUAAUGCGGCUUUUUCCUUAAAAAAUCAAUGUGAAACAAUUUUGACCAGGAUUAGCGUCGAACUUCAGCCAGGAUUGAAUAUCCUGUAAAAAGCACAAGCGCCACGCGGAUUUAUGUAUUCUAUGUCGACAUGACAUAAAUCUUACCCGAAGAAUUUAUAUGCAGAUGUGACUGUUAUAAAGGGAAAUUCUCAUUGCGAUCUGUGUCUAGGACGGCUGGAUACUUGUUUCCCAAAAAUCGAUUUCAUAUGUGAACAUGUCAACUAACCCACGGAUAAUGACGUGAUUCCUCGUGUAUUGGUUUUUAGAAGUCUGCUGUGGCGGUACUUGAAACCAUGUCAAGUACUGCACUUGAUGAGUGCAUGGUGUCAAUCACGGAUAACGCUGAUUUGGAUGAAAUGUGAUAUAUGAGAGGGAUUUCAUGAUUUAUACAGAAGGCAACGGUCUAUGGGGAGCUCUUGGAACAAAUCUAGCGCUUUAGUCUGACUUCAGUGAGAAUUCGGCACGGCGCGCCAAAGACCAUUUGUUGCCCUACAGGAUGUCGGCUGCAGCCUCUUGGACAGACAGGAUGGCCUGGUUCGCCUGGGGAAUAUUAGGCAUGUAUUCAAUAGGCCUUGUGAUUGGAGGAUCGGAAAAGGCGAACGAAAGAAAGGUUUCCCGGCAAGACGGGGAUAUAAUCAUUGGUGCACUCUUCCCUGUUCACCGGGCGCCAGGUUUCAAAACAGCUUUUACCCGCCAGUGUGGCGAAUUCUGGGAGCAAUACGGUAUCCACAGAAUUGAAAUGUUUUAUCAAGUUCUAGACGAAAUCAACGCCAGAGACGAUAUCCUUCCUGAGAUUAAACUAGGGAGUGAUAUAAGAGAUUCUUGUUGGUACUCCCCAAUCGCUCUCGAACAAAGCAUCGACUUUAUCAAAGCUUCCAUUGCCAGUUUGGAGUCACAACACAAAAAUGACACACAACAGAAUAUAUCGUCGUCUUGCCAAAAGGAAGCUGAGAAACCCAUUGCCGGUCUUAUUGGCCCGGGUUCGAGUGCUGUCACAAUCCAAGUACAAAACCUAUUGUCGUUAUUCAAUGUACCAGGAAUUGGAUAUUCUGCGACGAGUAAGGAUUUAAGUGACAAAAGUAUGUACAAAUAUUUUUUACGUGUUGUGCCAUCGGAUUCACUACAAGCCCAGGUACUUUUGGAUAUUGUGCAACGUUACAAUUGGACAUACAUCUCAACUGUUUACACUGAAGGAAAUUACGGUCUCAGCGGCAUUAGCAUAUUUCACGAAUUAGCAGAGUCAGCAGGAAUCUGUACGGCGGCCGAGGACGGACUCUCUGACCAAGCAGAAGGAGCAGACUAUGAUAAGGUGGUGACCAACCUACUCGAGUUCCCGAACGCCAGGGCCGUGGUGUGUUUUUGCAAUGGAAUGAUGGUCAGACACCUCUACCAGGCCAUGGAAAAACGAGGUGUGGUCGGCCACUUCAUGAUAAUCGGAAGUGACGGUUGGAAUGUCCGCCCUGAUGUUGUGCGAGGUAUCGAAAAUUUAGCAGCUGGUGGCAUAUCAAUCAAGCUUCAUUCGCCUGAGGUGAAAUCAUUCGAUGAAUUUUAUUCGAAACUUCGACCAAAAGACAACGAUCGUAAUCCAUGGUUCAAGCAGUUUUGGCAAUAUAGGUUCAACUGUUAUAUACCCGGACCGGAUCGAAAUUAUACGAGCACCGUACCGUGCACCGGGGAGGAGAGCCUAACCAGUUUCGAUGACUAUGUCCAAGAUGCAAAGCUUGGUUUCGUAAUCAAUGCGAUCUACACCAUGGCCUACGGACUCGACAGUCUCCAGCGGUCUGUUUGUAAUGGGAAGCUUGGCGUGUGUCCAGAACUUCUCCCCAUCAACGGAACCUUGUUCCUCAAGCACUUGCGAAACGUUUCCUUCACGAGUUACAGUGGCGAAGAAGUGCACUUCGAUGCUUUUGGAGAUCCGCCGGGCCGGUACGACAUCAUGAAUUAUCAGAAGAUACUAACUUCGAAUGGUUCCUACCGGUAUGACUACGUCCAGGUCGGGGCGUGGGACACCGGCAACCUCACGAUGAAUAACUCGGCCAUCUUCUGGCCGAAGAGAGCAAGCAAAGUAGAUUCUGUAUGCAGUAAACCAUGUCCUGUUGGCCAGGUUAAGAAAAUUCAACAAGGCCGUGAUCAUUGCUGCUGGGUGUGCACCGCCUGUCUGCCAAAUGAAAUACUCUUAGAUGAGACAACCUGUCGAAAGUGUCCGAAAGGAUGGUGGCCGAAUGACGAACUAACAGCCUGUUUUCCCAUCAAGAUUGAAUACAUUCUCUGGACCGAUUCCCAGGCGCUUAUUGCCAUGGCCUUCUCAUCCAUCGGAAUGUUCAUCACUCUCUGCAUAAUAGUUUGUCUUGUCCGUCACAAUGACACACCAGUCGUAAAAGCCUCAACGAGGGAAUUAGUCUACAUCAUUCUCGUUGGAAUCAUCAUUGCCUACGCCACAAGUUUCACUCUCAUUGCUAAGCCUUCCAUUGCAACAUGCUACCUAUCAAGGAUUCUUCCUGGGUUCGCUUUCUCCAUGAUUUACGGAGCUUUGGUCACCAAAACAAACCGCAUUGCAAGAAUACUCGCUGGAAGUAAAAAGAAGAUCAUGACAAGGAAGCCACGAUUUAUGAGCGCUUCUGCGCAGGUUGUGAUCACGUGCAUGAUAAUCGGAAUCGAGUGCGCAGUAAUCACAAUAAUGUUGGUUCUGGAGCCAGCUGAUUCCACUAUGGAUUACUAUCAAGUGAAAAAAGUCCGGUUGGUAUGCAACACCACAACAUUGGGAAUCAUUGUACCACUUGGUUUUGAUAUACUGCUUAUAGCUAUGUGCACGCUGUAUGCUAUACGGACGAGAAAUGUUCCAGAGAACUUCAACGAGGCCAAAUUUAUAGGUUUCACCAUGUACACCACAUGCGUCAUUUGGUGUGCUUUCGUGCCAAUAUACUUUGGCAGUGACAAUAAAGUGAUUACACUGUGUAUUGCAAUCAGUCUCAGUGCCAGUGUAGCAUUGGUGCUUUUAUUCUUCCCAAAGGUUUACAUCAUUCUGUGCAAACCAGAAAAAAACAACAGAAGUGCUUUCACGACAUCGCGUGACGUUAGAUGUCAUAUUGGAUCUCAAAUCAGUGCGGGGAAGUUGUCCUACAACAAUUCUAAUGACAGUAUGGAGGCGAUGAGGGAUAAUGACGGGCUCGUAGAUUCGAGAGAUAACGUAAACAUUGAUUAUGAUAAUGAUAAUCAUGUUGAUAUCGACGUAGAACCAGAAUGGCAUGACAAGGCGUUCGAACAGGCAGCAAUGGAUAUCUACAGACAGAAGAACUUUUUUGACAAGUGGCGGACGAAGAGUAACAAUAAAGGUCGUGUGACCUUCAGAGGCAUGCGUUUCGGCAGCCAGGGGUCGACAAAUCUCUACAGGUACAAUCCGAGAUUCAUCAAACAGAACUGUGCACCGCAGGGGUCUCCCAGAGUCAAGGGCAGGUAUGAGAGCAUUCCAUUGAGGGAUGUAAAUGAAUCUCCCGUACCAACGCUUAGAAUAAACUCGAACAGAAAAAAUAUUCCUGAUAUAGAAAUGGAUUUGAAUGACCUUAACCUUGAGCGAAAGCGGCGAAGGUCAAGGUCACCUUCACCGAGGGUUUUACCGAAGCAGGAUAGUUCGUGCCAGACGGACGAAGACCUAAUUGAGUCGUUUUAUGAGCUUAGAAAAAGGAAUGUACAUAAACCUUCUUCGAGCAGUAGUUCACAGACGACUGAGGAUAAUUGUAAAUCUGCUGGUAAAGGUCCUGCGGCUGCCCAUGGCGCCAACGGGAUAAGUAGUGGCCGGUCAAGUCACAACAACUCUUUUUAUCAAGCUAGAAAGGAUGCCGAUGAGACGGACAGCCUUCUGGUACAUGAACCACCAGGUGCGAGUCAGGUCAGCCACGAUCGGCAUCCGCUGCUGAAACAGAACGAAGCCAUGUUCUGCUCAUCAUCGGAUGAGGGCAGCUAUAGCAACAGGGAGGACUCAAUCACUGGGCUUGAUGAUUUCUUUUACGACUCGUUUAUAGAUCCUAAGGAUUUAGAACGAUUAGGGCCGCGACAAGCACACCUGGUUGACAAUUUAACUCUAAGACCCGUGGAUAUUGGAAUACACAAAAGUGGGUCCGGGGAGAGCUUCAAGCGACCUCAGGAGUUGCCCGUGCCCUCUGUAUCGAAGCGUCCCACCCAAGAUCCGCGAACUGGGCAAUCUAAAAGUGAUUUGAUUAUUCCUAAUAGAUACACACAAAAGGGAUCUGUAGACAAUGCCCAGCCCCAACCGAGUGUCUCAACUAGUGAUAUACCACCUCAUAUAAACUAUCCUAAACGGCGUUCCGACAUAACCUCGAGCACGGCCAGCGAGGGCUCAGAUACCAUCUCGCUGGGCGAUAUGUCCGACACGGGUAUGAAGCUUUUAGAAGAGGAAGCGAACAGCGUGGAACAAUUUCAAGAGUACAUGAGAACAAAAGGAAUCAAGUUAGAUUUAAAUGACGUGCAGUCGAGUGAAGUGUGAUUCUACAUAACCCUUCAUGGAAUUUAGGCUAUUUUGUGAAAAUUCUGAGAAAUAAUUUCAUUCAUCCGAUCACAAUUAAUGGUACAAUCAGAAAGUGCCCAUCAUGAGUUUUCUAACGGGUGAUCAUGUCAUCAAUAGGUUUUUAAGAGUGACGUAGUUUUAAGGUAAAUUUCUGCAUCCCGCAAUAUGCAACAGAUUGCCCCAUUGCACUUUUAACAGUAAGGAUGUGUUAAUGCGAGGACUGCUCCAAAUGACUGUCUGUAGUCGAUGUCAAUUCGGCUCUGUCACUGUCUUAUUAUGAUAUGUUCUUGGACAGAUAUUGCAACUAUUUCUCAGCAAUACUGACUGAGCUUUCAAGUCGUACUAAAAUGUGCAUGUUGCACUUUCGAGUUCAUAUAUUAGAAAUGCGAUAUUUCCUAAAUUGGGUGACAAAUUAUUUCCUAAUGGUUUUAAUUUUGUGGUUCACAUCCAGUUUGCAUACGGGACUGAUAGAAUAGAGCACGGGGAACAGAGCCGAAUGAACUCUAACUGAACUGUGUCCUUAUAGCCAUCUGCAAUCCACGUCUUUAAAAAAUAGAACGACAUGAUUGUGUGCGAUAUGCUGAGGCAUCUGGCUGGAUCCUUACUAGGUUUAAGACUGAAACGACUGAACCAAGUCAUAAAGACAGUAUGUGGUCCAUGUGACCACACGGAGGUGCGUAUCAUCAGCCAUGUCAGCUAUAUAAAGGAUCGCCAAAAAACUGCAUUUUCAAGGUACCGUGAACGCAAAGGAAAAUGCAUUUGGUCGCCGCGUUCUUAAAAAUGAAUGUACGUCCAUAUUGCAAAGUACCUUGCAUCAUGCAUCUUAGUUCAGGUUUCACCCUGGAAAUCCUUUAUCCUUUGUCAGACAACUUGGGAUUCCACAACUCGGUCAUGACAACAGUAUUUAUCCGGAGUAUUUAUAACGGAAGCGAUUGUGGGAAGCUGAUAAUUCAGGAGGCCAUCCGAAAACACAAGGUAAUCUCUAAACCCUCCCUGCAACUCGAACUGCACAAAAGAAAAAAAAUAUCGUUGUAUCGUCCGAUUUGUCCCGCACAAAGGAUAUUGUUUCUCUCCGGUGGAUAUGCGGCCCCUACUAACGAUUAAGUUAGUGGAACAAGUGGUCUCUCAUGUCAUUUAGAUUUGGACGAAUUUAUUUUGGCGAGACUCGUAAAUCAGCGUUAAUACUUAGCAGAACAAGGAAUCCCGAAAAUUCUUAAAUACAUGAUUGAGUUAUUGUUUCGUACUUCGUCGUGCGUACCACUGCACAACUAAGUGUUGUUAACUUAUUAUUUGAAUUAUGUUGGCCAAAUAAACGUACCUAAUCCUAAGGAUACGAAGAGCUAUACGAAUGCCGAAGUACGAAGUAUGUAAAUUAUGUAUUCUAUCGACGAUUCUUUUUGAAAGUUUACUGGAUAACUCUUACAGCUAAGUAUAAAAGACAACGUACGAGUUGAAUUGAUGACACCAAUGACCUUCGAACCUCGCCAUUCGGGUGGAUCGCAUAACGUGUAAUGAAGUUCCUGAACAAAAAGGACAAACAUGAUGAAGAAAAGUGAGAAACAAUACAAAAAAAUAAUAUUAGAUCUAAGCUCGAAUCCAUUCGAACCUAAUUCGUUCUUGAAGGAAAGUACUCUAAUUGCGUGAGAUAAUGUGGUUAAGAUCGUCCCGGCUUCCGAAAACGAGAACCUCACGAGUUAAAUGUGAAGGCGGACUCUGAAGUAAAUCCGCGAAUUCAGUUCCCUUUUGUCCUCAUUUAACUUCGUACGCAAAGGAUAUGCUGAAGGCUUUGGACAUGAGUUGAACACAUCGAUACAAAAUAACAAGCAGUUGGCCUACCGUGGCCACAUCAAAAUGUUUAAAACCGCAAAAUAACUUUCAAAGUCCCCCCCCCCCCCGACCAAAGCAGUGAAAGUGUUUUUAAUGGGUACAGGUGAAGCCAGUCUCUUUACAUAGUUUGUCUUUUUGUUCAAGAACAUAUCGUGUCUUCUCAUCAAAUCAACGUCAACAGUGAUGAUAAACGUGGUCACAAUUUCAUUUUAGAUACAACUUUCUAAAUUUAUUGAGAUUUCUAAUGCUUGUGUACAUGACGCUGGAGUGCUAUUUGACACACUUUUUUCCAUGUGGUUGAAACAUUUCUCCUCCCUUCUCCAGAGGUAUGUUUAGUAGUUAUGUAUUGUUUUCCUUCAAAAUCCUAACUUUACUGAGCUUUAUGUAAUGAUGUUGGCUCUAAUAACUAAUUGGGUCGUAUUCUUCCUAUUAUGUUCGUGAUCGUUCCGAUAAGAUGGCGCUAAUAAAUGCGAUGUUCGGUAUUGUAAACUAUGGAUAUCUUAUCCCGUGACUUCUUUGAGACGAAGAGGGUCAAAGCAGACAAGAACGUUGAUGAAUGCUCGCUACUUUUUAUUUUGUUACACAUCGUCCCAAUAUAUGUCACUUGGGAAGGCGGAGCGCCGUGCUGCUCUGACCUCUUCUGUCACAUCCCCUGGGUGAGCGUACAGUUCUAUACAUGCCAUAAUAAGACCAUAGAGAUCAUUUUUUUUGUUAUGCAGGCUUCUUCAGUACAACUUCGAUUCGUUUAGGUAUCAACUAUUCUCCGGCGAUAAUAAAAUCUUCGCCUUCACACCCCAACAAAGAAUCUUUUAAGACAACAACCCAACAAAUCAAGAAUAUUUUAAGACUCUUUACUUGGGUGUGAAGGCGAAGAUUGAAGGGAAAAACUGUGUCUCUUGCCUGCAUAGCAUAGCAAUGUAUGCUUGUAACGCGUUUGUCAUCUCGGCUCAAUUAAAUAUUCUGCCAACAACUUUUUAACUUUAUGUGAGUCAUCUUAAUACAUUUAUAAUUACGUACAUGUUUAUGUUUUGUCUCUAUAUCUCUCCAUUUACUCACAUUUCCCGCGCCAAGUAACAAUUGUUAUUUCAACCAGUUAUUAUGAAUAAAAAUAAUAACAUUCGGAAAUAUAUGCGGUUUUAACCCUUAAUUUCUUCUUCAGUCUUCCGGGGGGGGGGUCACGUAACAAAGAACAUUUUAUAUGAACGACCUAUCUAAAUGCCCGGAGGCGGUUAUACAAGAUGGAUGAAAUAGUACAGUUGAUCUCCUCGGUUUGUGUCGCCGUUUCAUAAUUGUUGCGGUGCCUGUAUUUCAAUUGACACCUUUGGCCAACUGCUUACUCUGUAAUCGUGCAAGAAAGUAUGAUAAAAACUCGACUUCUAUUAAUUACUCGUGUAU